AUGGCUGAAGCUAUGGAAAAAGAAUUAUGUUAUUAUUGCAAGUUACCCUUUACUAUUGAUCAAUUACUUAAUCAUCAACUAAAAUGUAACACAUCACAAGAUUAUGAUUGUUAUAGCUGUGGAAAAAAAAUUAAAUUGACAGAUACUUGGGAACAUGAAUGUGAAAUUUAUCACGAGGAACACGUAGAAAGAAAUCAAACUAAAUUAUGUGCAUUUUGUGGAAAUCAAAUUCAAAAAAACUACUAUGAUCAACACGUUAUUGAUUAUAUCAACGACAAAUUCAUGUCUGAUAAUUUAAUUAUAGAAUUGGACCAAAUGGAUUUAAGAUUGCAAUCUAACGAAUCUUAUCAUACUCAACCUUCUUAUACUGUAGAUGGUUAUUUCUAUCGAUUUAAAAUUUUUGGUUAUAGUAAUCAAGAAGAUAAAAUGGGUAUUUAUUUUCAAUUAAUACAGUCUCCAAAAGAUCAUUCUUUAAAAUGGCCGUUCAUGAAAACUGUAACAUGUACAGUUAAAAACGAAUGUAUUGAAAACACAAAAAUAAUAGCCAAUUAUAGCGAACCGUUAAAAGAAUGUUUUGAAAAACCUGCUCAAGCUUAUAACCGAGCUAUUGGAACAGAUAGUUUUGCAACACAUGAUUUGUUCGAUUUCUAA
Messenger RNA from Hydra vulgaris (swiftwater hydra), 651 nucleotides. The record is from RefSeq and is a predicted model, not a curated record. NCBI's taxonomy places the organism in Eukaryota, Metazoa, Cnidaria, Hydrozoa, Anthoathecata, Hydridae.